AAGGAUUACACCCCUGAACUCAUCCACCUACGCUCACGUGGUAGUUCACAGCAGCGUGUGCGACUCACCUUCAGUUUCAACGCCACGCCCAUACCUGCAGAAACCAGGAAAUAUAAAUAUUUGAUGGCAGACGAACUGCUUAUUUUGUUACUUCAAAACUCACAUUCUGUUGGUGGACUAUCAUAUUCGGUAUUUAAUUGUGCAUUUCCAUAGCAAACUAUCAAAUAUCCAGAACUUCCAUUAGGGACACACCCAGUACUGACCAGUCCAACACUGACCUGUUCAGGUCCAGCUGCUCCUGGGAUAGGUUCUACUGGACCAAGGAAGCCCAGUACCUGUGUCUCCGUCGACUCUCUGCACCCAGCUACUCUGCUAUUCUGAGGAGCCCAGUCAUGGAGGAAACUAUGUGGGAGCAGUAUACUGUGACACUGCAGAGGGACCCCAAGAUGGGUUUUGGUAUUGCAGUGUCCGGGGGGCGGGACAACCCCAACGAGGAAAGCGGGGAGAUGUCCAUAGUAGUGUCUGACGUGCUUCAGGGAGGGCCCGCCGAUGGCCUGCUAUUUGCGAAUGACCGGGUGGUGCAGGUGAACGCUACUCCCAUGGAUGGUGUGCCACACUCCUUCGCUGUACAGACCCUCAGAAAGUGUGGAAAAGUAGCCAAAAUUACGGUUAAGAGGCCCAGGAAGGUUCCGGUCAACCUGCUGAAACAUGGCCCUUCCCCUGACGACCGUGUCUUCAGCAACAAUGAUUAUGACCAGGACCGCCACAGUGUGUACAGUGGACGCAGCGGUCAUCAAGAUCGCGACCACAGCCAGGAGAGGGGAGGUUACACAGACGCUGGCUACCAGGGACAGGGCUUUGACCGGGAUUACGGUCGAGAUGACCGGGGCAGGAGUAUGGAGAGGGACCUUGAUCCAGAGAGGCAGUACAGACGAGACGGCAGCAAAGGUCGGACUCUGGACCGCGAACGUAGCCCUGACCGCCGCUACAAAAGUGACCGCACUCUUGACCGUGACCGCAGCCCCAAUCUGCGUUACCGUAGUGAUCUCACUCUUGACCGCGACCCCAGCCCUGACAGGCGUUUCCGUAGCGAACGCACUCUGGACCGCACUAACAGCCCUGACUUGCGAUACAGAGCUGGUCACAGUCCUGCCCGCAGUCACGGUCGCGACCGCAGCUUUGAGCGGAACCGCAAACGUGUUCCUAGUGACCACGACCAGAGGAAGGAGCAGAUGAAGAGUGGGAGCAGGGAACGUCUGGACCGUUCACCCUCCCCCACCUCCAUGCCAAUCCCCAUGUCCCGCCCUCCUCGGGAGCCGGAGCCCCUGGAGAAACCCGUUAGUGUGCUGCUACUAAAAAACAGGCCCAACGAAGAGUAUGGUCUGCAUCUGGGUAGUCAGCUGUUCAUUAAGGAGAUGACCAGCACAGGUCUGGCAUGCAGGGAUGGCAACCUCCAGGAGGGAGACAUCAUACUGAAGAUCAAUGGUACGGUGACAGAGAACCUGUCUCUGAGUGAUGCAGGGAAGCUGAUCGAGAAGUCUCGUGGGAAGCUGCAGCUGGUGGUGCAGAGAGACAGAAGACAGGUCCUCAUCAGAAUUCCUCCCCUGGCAGACAGUGACUCUGAGCUCGAUGAUAUCUCGGAGAUCGAGUCGUACCGCUCCUACUCGCCACAGGAUGACCGACGGGCCCCCACCUCAGACCUGUCUUCCCAUUCCUCCAAUGAGAGGCUCCGAGACAAACCCAGGGAGGACCCACCAAGCAGGCUGGCUAAGAUGGGCGCCAUGCCGACACCAUUCGUCAUGCCGGCACGAGUAUCAGAUAGAGUUAUGGAGGACACGCCCCCUCUGCCAGCAGAGAGGGAGGAGUCCCGCCCAGAAAUGUCCCCAGCACCGGUAGUCAAUGUUGCCCCAAAAGUCCACGCUGCCCCAAAGCUGCCACUGAGGCCAAGCAUAGAGGACCAGGACAUAUACGGCCCAAACACGAGGAUGGUGCGUUUCCAGAAGGGAGAUAGCGUGGGGCUGAGGCUGGCGGGAGGAAACGAUGUGGGAAUCUUCAUUGCAGGCGUUCAGGAGGACAGCCCUGCAGAACAGGAGGGCCUUCACACCGGGGACCAGAUCAUGAAGGUGAAUAACAUGGACUUCAGGGGCAUAGUGCGUGAGGAUGCUGUCCUGUACUUGCUGGAGAUUCCAAAGGGAGAUGAUGUCACCAUCCUGGCUCAGAGCAAACCUGAUGUCUAUAAAGACAUCCUGGCAUCUGGUAGGGGGGACUCUUUCUUCAUCAGGACCCACUUUGAGUAUGAGAAAGAGGUUCCCCAGAGCCUGCCCUUCUUCCGGGGGGAGAUCUUCAAGGUGACGGACACACUCUAUGACGGCAAGCUUGGCAACUGGCUGGCCAUCCGCACUGACAAAGACAACCUGCUGCUGGAGAAGGGUAUCAUCCCCAAUAAGAGCAGGGCCGAACAAAUGUCAAAUGUGCAGAACGCCCAGAGAGGAACAGCCAAUGACAGAGGAGACUUCUGGAGGUUGAGAGGUCAAAGAGCGGUGAAGAAGAAGGACCUCCGUAAGAGCAGAGAGGACCUUACUGCCAUCUCUGUCACCACACGCUUCCCUGCCUAUGAGAGGGUGGUCUUACGAGAAGCUGGCUUCAGGAGACCAGUGGUUGUGUUUGGGCCCAUCGCAGACGCAGUCAAUGAGAAACUGGGAAACGACCUGCCUGAAGAGUUUGUCAUAGCCAAGACUGAGCCCAAGGAUGCAGGCACUGAGAAGUCCUCCGGUGUGGUGAGACUCAAUACCAUUCGACAGAUCAUAGAACAGGACCGCCAUGCCCUGCUGGAUGUAACUCCCAAGGCGGUGGACACCCUGAAUUACACCCAGUGGUACCCCAUCGUGGUGUUCCUCAACCCGGACAGCAAGGGUGGCGUCAAGACCAUGAGGAACCGCCUGGUGCCCGGCUCCAACCGCAGUGCCCGCAAACUCUACGAGCAGGCGGUCAAACUGAGGAAGACCUGUUCUCACCUCUUCACCACGACCGUUGACCUGAACUCAGCCAAUGACGGGUGGUACGGGAGUGUGAAGGACUCUAUCCGGGCACAGCAGGAGCGGGCCGUGUGGGUCUGUGAGGGCAAGUUGGACGGCUCGGAGGAGGACCUGGAUAUUCAUGACGACCACAUGUCAUACCUGUCAGCGAUGAGCGCUGACUACCUGAGCAUGGACAGCCGGCUGACCAGCGACUACGACGACACGGCCGAUGAGGGCGGAGCUUACACCGACAACGAGCUGGACGAGCCAAUGGACGAGCCCCAUCAGCCGGUGUCGGCAAUCAGCCGCUCCUCAGAGCCCGUACUGACAGAGGAGAGACCCCAUCCUGCCCCCAUACCGCGUAUGAGGAGAUCAGGGAGCAGAGAGGGGCUGAGAGAUCCCAGUCCACCCCCCUCCUUCGUCCCUGAGCCCCCCAAGCAGGUGAGGGUGCAGUCUCGCGGGGGCUACGACUCCCACUCCAGUAGCACCAUUAGCAGCGACACUGCCGGGGGGACCAAGCCAGCCCCGCCUCCAGUUGCCCUCAAGCCCACCGUGGCCCUUAAGCCUACUCUGAGGGCACUCAACCAGUCAUCUGAGGACCACGCUGUCCCGGAGGGAGAGGACCCGGCCAACCGCUCCUUCAUGGGCAAGGUGAAGGCCUUUGAAAAGAUGGACCACCUGGCCAGAGCCCAGAGGAUGCUGGAGCUCCAGGAGGCCGAGCAAGCACGGCUGGAAAUAGCCCAGAAGCAUCCAGACAUCUAUGCAGUCCCAGUGAAACUACCAAAACCCAACCACAACCGCCCACAGCCAAUAGGCUCCAGCUCCAACCCGGAGCCCCAGACCCCAUCCUCCAGACCACCAUACUCUGAGAGCAGGGGUCACUACGACGAUGAUGAGGAAGAGUACCGCAGACAGCUGGCUGACCAGACCAGACGAGGCUACUACAGUAACCCCCAGAAAUACAAAGACACUGAGCUGUAGGACAGACAGACCCACCUAUCGCACCCUUCCGUUCUCACCCAAUCAGUGAGGCCCUCACCGUGCUCACUCAAGCAGCCUAGUGUUACGGUUGCCUAUCCGAAUCUUUGGCCCGACCUAGUGGCAGGAGGAUAUAUCCCGUUCCUUGUGACCACUAACCAAGUAUGUGUCCUUACCUUGACUGUUUGUUUGCCUCACUAUGUGGAUGGUGAAUCGGCAUUUUAACCUCACAAUGUCUACCCUGAUGGGUAGUGUUUGAUCUUCACCCUCAACCCCUCGGUCAUAUCUGCCCAAACCAAUGGAGUCUUGAGUACCCGGUCUUUUUUUUAUAUAUAUAAACCUUACAUUUGUGUAUAUAUUUAUCUUUAUACAUGUUAUACAUCUUAAGCAUUCUUUGUUACAUUAAUACAAAUGUAUUUGGAUGGACAGAAUAUUCUGUCUACUGCUGCUCUAUGGUCUGCUAGUGGUGGAGAAUCUAGUCUUUUAUCCUUUUAAGUCAUGCAUUGCAUACCUUUUUGAUUUACUCUACACUUGGACAUUUUGUCUCCUUAAAUACUAGAGAUCAGCACAUACAAAGUGCCUUUAGCUCUGAAAGUAUAACAGUGUCAGAUCACUGAAAGAACAAGCAAGCAGUCAACACUUGGCUCUCAGAGGUGAUGGGCAAAACAUGCCAGUUUACUUCUCUGUAUUAGCUGCAUACAUACAACCUGAGACGAUCACAUUUUUAUGGUAUAUACAGUAUAUACGUUAUUUUUUUCUUCACCAUGGUGUAUAGGAGUGACUCUUACUGUCUUUAACAUGUCUGUUGCUUUGCUAUACAUGUCUGUAUUCCUCUAUCCUCUAUCUCUAUCAUGUUGAUUACCAAGGUGGCUUAGCAGUUCAGACGUAUUUUUCCGUGUUGUCGUGUC
Messenger RNA from Salvelinus namaycush (lake trout), 4903 nucleotides. Its product is annotated as tight junction protein ZO-2-like. The transcript is spliced from 24 exons. The record is from RefSeq and is a predicted model, not a curated record. NCBI's taxonomy places the organism in Eukaryota, Metazoa, Chordata, Actinopteri, Salmoniformes, Salmonidae. Gene Ontology annotation, molecular function: cell adhesion molecule binding. Gene Ontology annotation, biological process: cell-cell adhesion; cell-cell junction organization; positive regulation of blood-brain barrier permeability. Gene Ontology annotation, cellular component: plasma membrane; bicellular tight junction. Bases 393 to 3998 code for a protein of 1201 amino acids.